This is a messenger RNA of Micropterus salmoides (largemouth bass), 2821 nucleotides long. RefSeq names its product otoconin 90 (gene oc90). Gene Ontology annotation, biological process: phospholipid metabolic process; arachidonate secretion; lipid catabolic process. The coding region runs from base 1 to 2568 and encodes 855 amino acids. Gene Ontology annotation, molecular function: calcium ion binding; phospholipid binding. The record is from RefSeq and is a predicted model, not a curated record. The transcript is spliced from 18 exons. NCBI's taxonomy places the organism in Eukaryota, Metazoa, Chordata, Actinopteri, Centrarchiformes, Centrarchidae.
AUGCAUCUCAGGCACUUGUCCUAUUGCCUCGGUCUGCGCUUCACCUGGCUCCACUCUGUCUUUGAUAAUUUCCCCUCACUGCUGAAUUUUGCUCUGGAGCUACGGUGUGCGACGGGGCUUUGUCCACACGACCUGGAAGAUUACGGCUGCUCCUGCAGAUACGUGGCUGCUGGAAAACAUGUGGAUCCAAUGGACCUCUGCUGUGAGACUCACAGACUGUGUUACCAGAAUGCUGCCCCCUGCAGGCAGGAGAUGCCUCUUCUCCCAAACAACUUCACCUGUUUAGCAGCAAACACCAGCUGUGAUGUGCUUAGCAGCACCGUGGAGGCCAGCGAAGCCUCCAGAAGAGCAGAUGUUCUCCUAGCAGGAAACGUUUCCGUGAGCUACGAGCUCUCCAACUCUUCUGUCCUGUCAGCAGCAGAGAUGGACCCUCUAAUGACCAGCAGAGUGGAUAACCAGAGUGACACUACAACGUUGUACGAUGACCUCAUCACCCUGCAGUCGGGCUCACCCCCCCCUCUGACGCCUUUUGAGGAGUCUGAGGGAGGUGAAGGUGGCACAGAGGAAGAAGCGAGUUUCAUCUCUAAAGAUUUGAAUGAGGCUGUGACAGAGGAAGCACAAGAGCUGGAAGAGAUGAAUAAGGAUCAGACGACCCACAAUCCUUCAGCAAUCAGCACCGAUUCAGUUUUGCUCGUCCACGACAGAGAAAGACUGAGCGAAGCAGAAUCCGAGCUGACCAAACUCUCUCCUCUGAGCUAUGGAGAUGAAAAUAUGGAGACGUCUUCAACACCAGCUGGCAUCGCCCCUUUCGAACAGACUACAACUCCCAGAAAGCUGACGACCACUGGUCUGGAGGAGUCAACCGAGGAAGACAAGAAUUUGCUCACUACUGUAUUCACAACUGCACCUGCCAAAACAGUAACAACACAGUCAACGACGACGAUACAGGCUGUUGUCACAGCCAACGAGGUGAAGGGAAGCUCGACGCUACCCGCAAAGACAACAUCAGCCUCACGCACAGGUGGAGGAGUCCCCUUUACUUUUACACUAGCAACACCUCCAGCUUCAGAGGAAGGAGGAGAUCAAAGUUCAGGCGAGGAGAACAAAAGUUUUAUGAGGGCAACUGAAGCCACUUUCACAGAAGUUACUACCAAGGCGACAAAAAGUUCUUCGACAACAAGCUCACCCACAACUCCUGACACUUCAUGGACCGACAACUUCAGACUGCAGACACCUGCUGCUGUUGCUUUCAGUCGCCUGAGUCAAGGACAUGCAACGCAACAGUCGACAACGUCAUCAAUGAGAAGUGUCUCAGAGGCAACACAAGGAAGCCAGCUCACCUCCAUCAAACCGGGAUCAGAGAUCAACACGUCCACCAGAGCCACGACAGCAGUAUCGUACACAACAACUGAGGCUGAAUCUGAAGAGGAGCUGCAGGAGAAAUCAGAAAAGACAGAGAAACCUCCAUGUGUGGAAGGAGAGCUGGCAGACAGCUCGCAGGAGAAAGACACAGAUGACUGGGAUGUGGCUCAGAAGAGGACGGUGCCGUUCUUCGCCUGGUCCCUGCUGGAGUCUGUUGGGUUGACGGACAUACAGCUACAGCCAGACAGCAAAGAAUGCAGUCGCUCCUUCACCCUGUAUGGCAGCGAUGGGCAAGCUAGACAGGAGAUGCCGGCUCUGGGGGAGAUGCUUCACUGCCUGACGGGACGUUGCCCCCAUGAGUAUGAGAUGUAUGGCUGCUACUGCGGACACGAGGGCGGGGGUCAACCUCUGGACCAGCUGGACAGGUGCUGCUUCUUUCAUCACUGCUGCCUGAAGCAGAUCAACGCCAUGGGCUGCAGGUCCGAGAGGAAGCUCAACGCUCAGAUCUCCUGUGAGAACGGGAAACCACGAUGUCAGGGCCUCACUGUAUGUGACAAGCUGCAGUGUGUGUGUGACAAAACGACUGCCGAGUGUAUGGCAGCGGCCCACUUUAACCACAGCCUGCCGCUGCUGCAGUGCCGCGGCCCCGGACCUCCCUGCCGCCGGGCCAGCAGACCCCCCAAAUCACGACUUACCCCUCAGUCUAGUGAGGAGAGUGAGGAGCCUCUAGGAGGAAGCUCUGAUGAUCAGAAGCCUGACAGCAUACAGGAAACAUCGACGGACACAAACACACCUCCGCCACGCCGAGUUCAGAGCAGUGAUGAAAGCUCCGACCUGACAGACGACGAGAAGUCAAAUCCUCCUGCUGGACCGUCCGAGAGCUCCACGAGACCUGAUCCUCAUCCUCCUCAUCCUCCUCAUCCUCCUCCUCCACCGCCCCCCUCCAGUGAGGAGAGCAGAGAGUCAACCACACACAGCGGGAUUCAAACCCACAACGCUAGACCGAGUGCAGGGCAAAGACCAGCAGGGAGACCAGCAGGGAGACCAGCAGAGAGACCAGCAGAGAGACCAGCAGGGAGACCAGCAGGGAGACCAGCAGGGAGACCAGCAGAGAGACCAGCAGAGAGACCGGGAGGGCCCGGGGUGAGAGGUGAAGAGGAGGAGGGUGGAGAAGAGGAGGAAGAGGAGGAGGAGAAAGGAAACUAGAAGCGAAUGAAAAGCUUUUCAAAGGCAGCUUUGGGAUGUGAAGAAGUCAUUUUGGGGAUCACUGAUAAGAUUAUGGUCAGAUCAUUUUGUUCCCAGUAACAGAAGUUGUAAUUUCUAGAAAUGAUCACAAAUCAGAAAUCAAAUGUUAACUUUGAUUUUCAGGUUUUCUUCACAGAUUUGUGAAGUGCAGCAACUCUUUAGAGCACAUCAAGGGAAGAAGUGAACUUAUUAAAAACAUAUGAAUAAAAGCAAA